AUGACCAGUUGCACCCCUACAACACCCCUUCCUCCACCUUCCGGUCACGUGAUGGGCCGAAAUUUCGAUGAUGAGAGUGACGACGAUCUACAUACGCGGGAUGAACUCAUGAACCUCUCGAACCUGUUCAGUCGAUCCUCGGUGGUACUGAAUAGUCCUGAGCGGACUGGCGUCUUUAUCAACUAUUUGCUAAUGCAGAAUAUGGACCUAGCACCUUCGCUUUUCUUCCUUGUCAAUCGAUACUACCAACGUGCCGUGCUUUCAUCCAAAGAGCUUGCGAAAGAUUACAGACGACUGUGCCUCGAGAUAUUCUCCACUUUCAUGCACCCAAAAUCGCCCCUCCACUUAGAUCUUCCCGCCCCAGUCAUCCAAGAAAUUUCCCAACAAAUGCGUCAAUCCAGUUCUGUGGAUCAGUGCUUUGCGUCCGCGGUUGAGCCCGCGUUGAAUUUGGUUCAAAAUCAACUGAACAAAUUGUGCCGAGAAAUUCAGCAUGCUGUAUCAUCCUUUCGGUGCCUAGCGGCCAUGCCACCCGACGGAAGCACGAGAGUUGAGAUACUGCCAGGUUACCCAAGUCUAGACAAGGAAAGGCGAGAGACAGAAAUCGAGUUCGAACCAUGGACCUUCCGGUCAGUAAAUUCGCGCUCUAACCUCUUAGGCCAUUGGGUGCUUGUCCGUUUUCCUAAAAUGGAGAUUUCGUCCUGUGGGUGGAGCUCAUCUAUGCUGAAUAGCCGAAAGGUAAUGUGCGGUUGUUCCAUCCUCAUUGGAAGACAUCAUCAGCGUGUAUCUUAUGAAACUGCAGUAGGAAGUUUCGAACCCGAGUUACCCCGGCUACGUUGCCCUCCACCCAAAGAAUUCCACUCCAUUCGCAAGACCUGUAAAAAACUGAAGGGAAGCAUCACCACAUGGAGGCCCCAAGAAUCCGUUAAUUUGCUGUGCGCCCGAAACUAUGAAGAACAGCUCACAAUCUUCGAACUCUGUCUGACGGCUCGGCUACAGGCAUUGCUCAAGCUAUCCAUGUGGGAACCGGCGAACGCGCAGGGUUCAGAGGCCAGUCACGAGAUUGAAAAAAUCAAAGCAACCGAGACCUAUCAGGCAAUAGUCACGUGCCUAGUGACAGCCCACAGAUUUUUCGCUGUCAAAGGCGGGACAGAGUCAGCUGACAGCGGGAGCGGAUCGGUGUCGCGAAGCAGCUUAUUCGCCAGUCUCAACAAAUCUGUUGCCCUGUUCGCUGAAAGGGACAAUCUGAUUGUAACUGAUUCCUCAUCAGUCGAGAUGACAUCAUCAGCACGUUGCGACCGAGCUGCAUCGCUUGCUUUUUUUGGAAUUGAAAACACACUCAAAAUGAGUUUAGUGGUCCUUGUGGUAUCCGAGGGCAUCUGCUAUCUGUCUGUGCUAAGAGCAAUCAAAAUUGAACUGGACUCUAAGGCGACACCACGUACAAGGGGGCUGGGUAGUGGGUACUUACAAAUAAAGUGGCGUCAAUUGCGAAGGGUGCUGGUACCCCUGGCGAAACCCAACAAAGAGUGGAUCGGGACUGCCGUUAUUCCAUAUAAAGCAGGGACAUCGGAGGUCAUUCGAAGGGUUCUAAACACGGCCAACAGAGGAGUAGUUUUCCAGAGGGGAAACACUCUGCGCUCUGCACUGGUGCAACUGAAGGAUCGCCUCCGGCAAACAGGGCUAGGGACAUGUCUACAGCAUCAACUGUAA
Messenger RNA from Opisthorchis viverrini, 1707 nucleotides. RefSeq lists its product as hypothetical. Bases 1 to 1707 code for a protein of 568 amino acids. Gene Ontology annotation, biological process: G protein-coupled receptor signaling pathway. Gene Ontology annotation, cellular component: cytoplasm. The transcript has 9 exons. The record is from RefSeq and is a predicted model, not a curated record. Lineage: Eukaryota; Metazoa; Platyhelminthes; Trematoda; Opisthorchiida; Opisthorchiidae. Gene Ontology annotation, molecular function: G protein-coupled receptor binding; guanyl-nucleotide exchange factor activity.